This is a messenger RNA of Anisakis simplex (herring worm), 1032 nucleotides long. The record is from the annotation of a GenBank genome assembly. NCBI's taxonomy places the organism in Eukaryota, Metazoa, Nematoda, Chromadorea, Rhabditida, Anisakidae.
AUGUUGUCUUGGGAAAGCGCGGUACUGCAAGCGUUUAAUUCAGUGAUCAAAGUGUCGUCGUCAACGCAGACGGACGAUGUUGACGAAGUUGAGAUGAGUGCGAGUGGAGGUGCGACCACGAAUCUGAUCACAUUCGAUGUGCCUUCUGAGAAGACGUCCACUGCGGACGAAGACAGUGUGGCUCGCCUUGUUGGUUCAGUUGGAACCGAAUGCGUACCUGCCCCACAAAAGCCGACUACCUCAUGUCCACCUUAUCUUCUGAGUUUAAUGAUGAUGGAAGAUUGUUGGUUACGUACGAAAUCGGGUGUGACCGCAAUCGGUAGAUGUCAACGACAGCUAAACGAGCUGAUGGUUAUGCUAACGAAAGUGUGCACGUCGGUACCUCCGAGACGCCGAACUCCCGAGCCGACUGGCGUAUCGCCCGAUAAGAACUCGGUUCUUCUAGCCGAACAUCUUCUUAGCGGUUACAAAGUGGCUCUGGAGUCACCGCCCAGACUGAACGCAGUUUCGUCGAUUGUAUUGCCCUAUCUGAGUGGUUGGAUAACGAAUUUGUGUGCGAUUUUAAUUGAUGAUCGUCGAAUGCCGUAUCAUCUGAUGCUGUCAGCGUUCUAUCGCAGCGGUUGUCAUGCAUCGUUCAUGUCUCUGCUAGACAAACACAUCUCACUGCCAAUUCACGCUGAAUUCGCGCAAGAAGUCGAGCGUUUCUUGAAGAAUUGGCUAUCGCUAGCCGAGAAUCUGGUGAACGCUCAUGCCUUCAACCAUUCACCACACAAGUUGGCACGUUUGUGUGAUGAAGCAAAACGUUUCCCCGCCAACAAUUAUCUCAGCCUUCUUCAGCAGGAUGUGUUGAAACAAAUGCGUCUAUUAUUCGAUGUGUUGAUGGCAUCGUAUAGAAACGGCACUGCGAAUGUAACGCUCUGUGAGCUGACCAUCUCGUUGUAUAAACAACUCAUCAAAGGAAUCAUUAAUUCAAGUGAAACCACAAAAAGUUCCGUGAGUGCCGAGGAACGUAACAGAAGAGGAACCUUUUAG